CUUGCGCCCCCUUGCAUUUCCACUAACGAAUGGUACCAACUCCUCGACUACUUUCCCGUUCUCCCUCCUCUGGCCUAGCGGUAUCAGUGCUGUCUGCGUUAUUGAGCCAUGUUCCCAAGCUUGCCUUCAGUUAUCCCACAGCGCCCAACGGCGGCCCCACUGCUUUCGCCGCGAAUGGCGACGGCAAUGCCGCCACGCACACUUUCGCAAAGAGAGACACUCCCCCGACGGAGAAGAUCAUCUUCCCAAUCCUUAUCCCCGUUCUUGUCUUGUUGUCGGGUUUGUUUGCCGGUCUGACAUUGGGCUAUAUGAGUCUGGACGAAACACAGUUGAAUGUGCUUAGUCUAAGUGGCACACCUGACCAAAGGCGCUAUGCGAAUAAGAUUAAGCCUAUUCGCAAGAACGGCCACCUCCUUCUUGUGACACUGCUGCUUGCGAACAUGAUCGUCAACGAGACUCUGCCAGUCAUAUCCGACCCGGUGUUGGGAGGAGGAGUGCAGAGCGUCGUCGUCAGUACUGUCUUGAUUGUCAUCUUCUCGGAAAUCAUUCCACAAUCUGUAUGCAGUCGUUAUGGACUCUUGAUCGGCGCAAAGAUGGCGCCGUUCGUCAAAGUCCUUAUCUAUACUUUUGGUAUUGUUGCUUGGCCAGUCGCCAAACUUUUGGAGUGGGUGCUUGGCUCUCAUCAUGGCAUCAUCUAUCGCCGGAGUGAAUUGAAGCAACUCGUCGCAAUGCAUGCCAUGAAUGCCACACACGGAGGUGACCUCAAGACCGAUACUGUGACAAUCAUUGGUGCGACCCUCGACUUGCAAGAGAAAGUGGUUGAGCAGGCCAUGACUCCUCUCGACAAAGUCUUCAUGCUUCACAUAGAUACGAAGCUGGACUACGAGACCUUAAAGCGCAUAUGUGCUACCGGCCAUAGUCGGAUCCCUGUAUACGAGGAUAUUGAAGUACCAGGCUUGGUGACUGAAGGCGGCCUCAACGGUCCGGCUGAGAUGCACAAGGUCAAGAAGAUCAUCGGUAUACUUCUCGUGAAACAGUGUAUAUUAUUGGAUCCUCAAGAUGCAGUGCCACUGCGUUCGCUUCCCCUUAACAAGGUACCGUUUAUCCCGAGGAACGAACCCUUGCUUGGCAUCCUUGAUAAAUUCCAAGAAGGAAGGAGCCACAUGGCAAUCGUUAGUCGCCUGAGCGUUGAGCGUGCAGCGAGCGUCAAGAAGGAAGUGAAGCGAAGUCUCACUCAACGUAUCAGGGACCGCGUCAUUGGCGAGUCUGAGUCUAGCGGCGAAGAGACCGAGGCGGAAAGUGGACGAGGGAGCACCGAUUCGCGCGUCCUCGACCGCGAUGCCACCCUCCGAGGUGAUGGUCAAGUCGAGAAGCAGCUUGCUGAAGGCAGCCAAUCUGAUGACCAGGAGAAACGCGACCGGAACCACUCCUUCAAGAGGGGCCGUAGCCGGAAGCACAAACGUGGGCACGUGGAUGUCGAGAUGGGUAAUAUUGAGGAACAGCGGGAGGGGACGAAGAGCAGACGUGGUAGUAUUGCUAAGCAGCUCAGGCCUGCGGGAUUGUUGCAGGAGAUGCCGGCUGAUGCUGUGCUCUCUAAGGAACGUGCUGAACCGUAUUUACAAAGUUUCGACCCUGCUGUCAUGCCCGUGGGUAUCAUCACCCUGGAAGAUGUCCUAGAGGAACUUAUUGGUGAAGAGAUUUACGACGAGUUCGACCCUCAAGGUGGUCAUGUCGUGUCGUACGAUCCUCCUGAGUCGGUUCGCUCUCACGGCGGUCGCUCUACUCUGAAGAGCUUGAGGCGCCAAGGUUCAGCCCCCGAAUUGACCUCCACUGCUUCAGACAAACGCCCGUCCACCGGUUCCGGGGGAGGAUCCAAGUCUACUAGCACUACACCUAUCCUGCGUCCUAUCGCGAUUCCCGCGGCGUUUAAGGGCCUUAACUUCUUGAGAAGUCGCAGCGCUCCGCCUACGCCUCGGGAUAAGAACGUUCAAAGCGGCGCUGGAACUACCAUUGGAACCUCUGUCCCUGCUGUCCCUCCGUUGCCUGAGAUGACACCCCCGGCGAUAGAUCCUGAGUCUGAUAAACGCAUUGGUGAGGAGGGGCCUGCUGGACCGCGUAUAGUUGUGGAGUCGCCGGAGAUGCUCCCGACGUCGGUCAGCCCUGAAGAGGCUGAGAAAGCUCUGGGAUUGAGCACUGGGCAGGUCGCGAAGUCUGCCAGUGCCCCCAGUCCCCCGUCUGCCGUGCCCACCAGCCUCGUCGCAGACUAUGCGCAGCCUCAUCCCGUUCGCAGCGCGUCGCCUGCCCCGUCGCUCGAGGCCAUCCUGCUAGAUCGCAAGCGGCGGAUGGCUGCUGGCAAUGUUAGCCCACCUUCUGGUGCCGCGCGGCCGCAUGCUGGUGGGAGCCCGCCGCAGGAUGUGAGGCACGUCCGCGUCGCGACGCCGACGGGCGGCAAAGGCUCGAAGUUCAAGAGCAGUCCGUUGAGUGGAGGGGAGAAUAAUGGGCUUGCUACGCUGGAGAGGGUCAAGGGCGAGAACGAUGAGACCCGUAUACCUGACGGGAAGGACAAGGAAGGCCCUGAUAAAGAGGGUAAGCAGGAGCAGGAGUGAGGAAACUUGGAGAGUUGACGAUGGUUCAGAGUGAACGAACUGAGCCGGAUACUGUACGAGAAUAAUAGACUUUCACCGCUGUACAUUUACGUUUGGACCUGUGCUUUCGUACGACACUGAUUGAAUUGCAAUGUACAUCACGACUUCUGGUUUUGCUGCAAUCACAGUCCCA
Gloeophyllum trabeum ATCC 11539 is the source of this 2778-nucleotide messenger RNA. Its product is annotated as DUF21-domain-containing protein. Gene Ontology annotation, biological process: magnesium ion homeostasis. The record is from RefSeq and is a predicted model, not a curated record. The coding region runs from base 30 to 2606 and encodes 858 amino acids. Lineage: Eukaryota; Fungi; Basidiomycota; Agaricomycetes; Gloeophyllales; Gloeophyllaceae. The transcript is spliced from 10 exons. Gene Ontology annotation, cellular component: intracellular membrane-bounded organelle.